Astyanax mexicanus (Mexican tetra) is the source of this 5910-nucleotide messenger RNA. It is a transcript of the gene cds1, whose product is annotated as CDP-diacylglycerol synthase (phosphatidate cytidylyltransferase) 1. Lineage: Eukaryota; Metazoa; Chordata; Actinopteri; Characiformes; Acestrorhamphidae. The transcript is spliced from 13 exons. Gene Ontology annotation, cellular component: endoplasmic reticulum membrane. The record is from RefSeq and is a predicted model, not a curated record. Gene Ontology annotation, molecular function: phosphatidate cytidylyltransferase activity. Bases 349 to 1710 code for a protein of 453 amino acids.
GUGUGUGUGUGUCUGUGAGAGAGAGAGAGACACACAGGGGGCAACAAGAUAGCUGUUAACACGGGGAGGGGGACAGAUCCCACCACCAACAAACAAACUCCGCACCUGCUUACAGAAAACAAAUGCAGGUAUAUCUGACUCUCAGCGCACAGAGGGUCUCCCGCACUUCCCCGACCCCGCAAAUCCGCCUCUCCCCGCCUGUCAGUCUGAUGGUCGGCGGCUGUAGGUCCAGUUAAACCGGAUUACCAGAGCGGACACUCGCUUUAACCCAGCUUCUCCUCCCGGGACGCUCUCCGUUCUCUAUGCGUCUCUGAGCGAAGAUCAGCUGUUUAUCUACAGGGACGGAACAUGACGGAGCUGAGACGGCGGGGAGCGGGAGGCGGAGACCCGGACAGCGCAGAAAACAUCAGCGACAAGGAGGCAGAUGGAGAGGACAGGCUGGGGCUGCCCAGUGAAGGGGAAGGAGAAAUGGAGGGCGACUGUAAAGCAGACACUCCAGACGCGCCGCCACCUACUGACAACACUCCACAGUGUCUCAACAAAGCCCUGGAGGGCCUGUCAUCCAGGUGGAAAAACUGGUGGAUACGGGGGAUUUUGUCACUGACGAUGAUCAUAGGCUUCUUCCUUAUCAUCUAUUUGGGACCUCUUAUGCUUAUAUUUGUUGUUAUGAGUAUUCAGAUUAAAUGUUUUCAAGAAAUCAUACAAAUUGGCUACAGAGUUUACCGUUCCUAUGACCUGCCAUGGUUCAGAACACUCAGCUGGUAUUUCUUGAUUUGUGUGAACUACUUCUUCUAUGGUGAGACAGUAGCUGACUAUUUUGGAGCACUAGUCCAAAGGGAGGAGCCCCUGCAGUUUCUUGUGCGCUAUCAUCGCUUCAUUUCUUUUGCUUUGUACUUGGCAGGUUUCUGCAUGUUUGUUCUGAGCUUAGUGAAGAAACAUUACCGCCUGCAGUUUUAUAUGUUUGCUUGGACCCAUGUGACCCUGUUGAUUGUGGUAACUCAGUCUCACCUGGUCAUUCAGAACCUGUUUGAAGGAAUGAUCUGGUUCAUUGUUCCGAUAUCGAUUGUCAUCUGUAAUGACAUUAUGGCUUACCUGUUUGGCUUCUUCUUUGGAAGAACACCUCUGAUCAAGCUCUCUCCGAAGAAGACCUGGGAAGGCUUCAUCGGUGGCUUCUUCUCCACAGUGUUUUUAUCUUUCCUUUUUGCCUACCUGCUGUCUCAGUACCAGUACUUUGUAUGUCCAGUAGAGUACAACAGUGAGACCAACCGCUUCGCUGUGGAGUGUGAGCCUUCAGAUCUGUUUGUGAUUCAGGAAUACACUCUGCCUGUGAUGGUACAGAAUAUUCUCAGAUGGAAAACCGUGAACCUGUACCCCUUUCAGAUUCACAGCAUUGCUCUCUCCUCGUUCGCUUCUCUGAUUGGACCUUUCGGUGGAUUCUUUGCCAGUGGGUUCAAGCGAGCUUUCAAAAUCAAAGAUUUUGCAGACACCAUCCCUGGGCACGGUGGCAUCAUGGAUCGCUUUGACUGUCAGUACCUGAUGGCGACCUUUGUUCAUGUUUAUAUAGCAAGCUUUAUCAGGGGCCCGAACCCCAGUAAAGUGUUACAGCAGCUGCUGGUCCUGCAGCCCGAACAACAGCUCAACAUUUUCAACACACUGCGCAACCAUCUGAGAGAGAAAGGCAUGCUGCCUCCUGCUGUGCUGGAGCAAUGAGGGAACACUCAGCCCAUCAGAAGAACUGCAGAUAAAAAACAAACAGAAAAGAACAGUUACGGUUUAACUCGAUAACUAUUCACACACAACUGUGGAUGCUCAACAACACACCCAUCAACACGCUGUCCAGAAACUACUCUGGAGGUUCUGUACAACAAAGUGAACACACAGAAGUCUUUACCUCACGCUUCCACUGCACGAGCAGCUCACCGCACUACAGAUAAGAAACACGGUGGCGGCAGCAGACUUGACCACAAGGGGCGCUAAAGUGAACUACAGCAAAAUGCAGUCUUCCAGCUAACUGAAAAGAAAUGGAAGCACGUGGUAAGUGAAUGUAGAGGGCUGAAACGUUUGAUAAUUAUAGUUUUUAUUAUGCAGAGUAAGAGCUGCGAUGCACUGAUUCUGAAACUGAUUCUAGUUUAUUUUAUUAGCGUUAGCGUGAUUUUGUUUUUUAUUUUUUCCUUAAAUCAGAGCUAACAGAGAUUAGCUCACUUUCUGGCAGCAAUAAUUCUAGACUGAGGACGGCAGGUUUUGAAAUGCUAAUAGUCAUGAUUAGCAUGUUAAUAAGUGCUUAAUUAAAUAAAAAAUAAUCAUGAUGUUACUUACAGCACAUUCAGUACACAAAAAUAAAUACAAAGAGGCAUGUUUCUCAAGACUAACCAUUACUUAUACUGCUAUAAUAGCCAUUUUCUCCUUUCUAGCUUUGCCUGUUGUUGAUCUGGAACUGUAGUUAGCUAACCUAACUAGCUAGUAGCUUUGGACUCAUAAGUUAGCAUUAAUGCUGUAUGACAGACUCUGUAUGUACAUAUCUCAUAUAUUGAUGUAAAUAGAUAGAGAUUAUACUAAAAUAUUUACAGUAUAAUAUAUAAAGUAUACCUGUGUGACUCUAAAUUCUAUACAUUUUUGAGGUAUGAAGAAAAUAUAUGCAAACAAACUAGACAUUCCCUGAACUUUAGCUAGCUAGCAUGAUCAAACCUCUCUGAGGAGAAAAGUUUGGGGAAUGAGUGAGACUUGAACGAAUGUCAGGUUAACCUGCUUGGGGUGAAAUGGAAGAUGAUUUGGAGUGACUAAUAUUAAUCUGUGAAUUAUGAAAUUUUUUUAAAUUGCUGUGCUUCCAGUAGCUACCCCACUGACCAGUCUUAGUUGCACUGUAGUUAGCUAUAGGACUCGACAUGUCAUUUUAUAAGAUCUGAAAUUUGAAAUCUGUAGUGAAGUUAGCAUCUGUUAGCAAUAACGUGUUGCAAGGAAGGUUUAAAAUAUUCAUACAAAAAUGUGGGUUUGGAUUUUCUAGUUAAUGUUAUUAGCAGAAGUCCUUCCUAAUUGUUUACCAAAGCUUUGUGUCUUUUUUACUGUAAAGGAAAACCCCACAUUAGCUAGUUCACACCGAAAGCGCCAAUUCUGGAACUUUUCCAAGUUGAUGAAGAAAUAAUUUAUUGACGUGGGCACUGAUAUCAUACAGUUAGCUAACAAAAUAACAUACUAAAACACCUCACUCCCCCAACUGACUAGUCUGAUCUAGCUGUAGUUAGCUAGCUUGUGAGCUGAGCUAUUUUUUUUUUAAACAUCUUCUUCAGGUUUUAGUGUGGAACACUGUCGUCUUGUAGUAGACUCUGUGUGUUUAGGAUAUUUUAAGAGUUAAAUAUGCUUCUAUAAUAAUAACUAACUAAUUUAUCUGUUAACAAUAAACUGUUGCGAAAAAGGUUAAAAAUACACAUACAAAAACGUUGGUUUGGAUUUUUACUAAUUGUUUACCAAAGCUUUGUCCUAUUUGCUGUAUUAAAAAACCCAUUUCAACACUAAUUCACAAAAAAAAAAAUCAUCAAUUCUGGAAGUGUCCCAAGUUGAUUAAGGAAUAAUUUAUUGACGUGCACUAUUAUAAUAGUUAGAUAACAAAAUUACAUACUGGAACACUUCACUUCCCCACUGACCAGUUUUAGCAACACUUCUUUAGGUUUUAGAAUCAAACACUGGCCUCUUGUGGUAGACUCUGUGUGUUUAGGAUAUUUUAAGAGUUAAAUAUGCUUCAAUAAUAACUGAAAUUUGAAAUCUGUAGUGAAGGAGAUACUGUGUGUUCUUUAGUUAGCUAACUAAUUCAUCUGUUAACAAUAAACUGUUGCAAGGAAGGUUUUAAAUACACAUACAAAAAUAUGGCAAAACGUCUUCAGAUUUUAGUUUUGAACACUGGUGUCUUAUGGUUGAUUCUGUGUGUUUAGUAUAUUUUAAGAGUUGAAUAUGCUCCGAUAAUAACUGAAAUUUGAAAUCUGGAGUGAAGGAGAUAGUGUGUUCUUUAGUUAGCUAAAUAAUGUUAACAAUAACAUGUUGCACAGAAUGUUUAAAAUAUACAUACAAAAAUAUUUGGAUUUAAGAUUUUGGGAUUUUCCUAAUUGUUUAUCAAAGCUUUGUGUCUUUUUGUGCUGUAUUAAAAACCCCACUUUAACGCCAAUAAUUUCACACAAAAAGCAUCAAUUCUGGAACUGUUCCAAGUUGAUUAAGGAAUAAUUUAUUGAUGAUUGCACUGAUAUCAUACAGUUAGCUAACAAAAAUACAUACUGUAACACUUCACUGCCCCACUGACCAGUUUUAGCAACACUUCUUCAGGUUAUAGAAUCGAACAGUGAUGUCUUAUGGUUGAUUCUGUGUGUUUAGGAUAUUUUAAGAGUUAAAAAUGCUUCAAUAAUAACUGAAUUUGAAAUCUGGAGUGAAGGAGAUACAGCGUGUUCUUUAGUUAGCUAACUUAUUCAUCUGUUAACAAUAAACUGUUGCAAGAUAGGUUUAAAAUAUGCACACAAAAAUAUGGGUUUGGAUUUUCCUAAUUGUUUAUCUAACAAAAUACAUACUGGAACAUUUCACUCCCCCACUGACCAGUUUUAGCAACACUUCUUCGGGUUUUAGAAUCACUGAACACUGGCGUCUUGUGGUAGACUCUGUGUGUUUAGGAUAUUUUAAGUAGUUUUAGUAGUUGAAUAUGCUUUAGUAAGACCUUUGAAAGAAUUUGAAAUCCAGAGUGAAGUAGUUACAGUGUGUGCUUUAGUUAGCUGGCUAAUUCAUCCCUUAGCAAUAAUGUGUUGCAAGAAAAGUUUAAAAUACAAAUACAAAAACGUGGGUUUAGAGUUUCCUAAUUGUUUACCAAAGCUUUGUGUCUUUUUUUUGCUGUAUAAAAAAAGCCCACAUUUAUUCUAACUAGUUCAGUCCAAAAUCUGUCCCAAGCUGAUUAAGAAAUAAUUUAUUGGGAUAUCCAUGAUUUCCUUAGUUUAGCAAACAAAAUGACAUACUGAAACACAUGACAAAUAGGAUAUUGUCAGUUACGUUUCACUCUUAGCACUUUUUUUUUAGGUUCAUAAGGAAAUACAUUUCCCUAAAGUGAACUUGAUAAACUUCCCCUGUCCAGUGAUCAGUACUCUUACAGGUCUAGUAGGGGCAUAGAGAAGUUUGGGACCAGAUGUUUGUACUGUAUAACCUUUAACUCAGUAAAUAUGUGAUGAUAUAUGCAUCCCCCUACCUUAAUUACCCUGUGGUCCACCACAGUACCCUGUUCAUUCCCUUCUGUAGUUCUGCGUGUUUACAGACGUCCUCUUCUUUUUCUUUCUUGUCUGCUGUGCCGUUUCCUAGGCUUUGUUUAAAUAAUGGCUCCACUUGCUCUUUCUUGUAGCUCUGUAUGAAUGUUGCAUGUCUAAUAGAAACCUGUCAAAACCCUGUCAGACCAAAAAUAUAAUAUAAAAAUAAAACAUCUGGUGUCUGUAGCUUGUUCCAAAGCUACCACAACUGUAAUGUUUUCAACUUAGCUAUGAGUUGUUGCACGGUUUCUGUUCUGAUGCUUUCCAACAUGUAAUACUGUACAUGCACAUACAAAUACAGUUCAAGUAGUUUAACAGCAAAUGGGAUUUAACAGCAAAUGGGGACUCACCAUUGCAUUGUCAGAUGUUAUGUUAUGUGUAUUGUUUAAAAAAAAAACAUUUGGGAUCUCUCUCUUUUUUUUUCUUCUUUUUUUUGGAUGUUGUUUUAAUAAUUAUUUAUGACUUUGAUUUACAGAUUUAUUUUCUAAUAUAAAUAUGUUUUAAAUGGCCAAUAUUUAACAGUUUUACCACGAAUACACAAACAAAAUGGUGUAUGGGCAAUUUAAAGGAAUCAGACAUGAUGUAUGAAAUUAUUAUUAUUAUUAUUAUUAUUAUUAGAGGUGAAUAAAAUAUUGUAUUUUUUUUU